UUUAGUGAAUAAAUUUCCCUACCCUCUUGAUAUCCAAGAAUUUGUCAAUAACCCUUCUGUCCCCGCGAUAUUUCCUUCAUCUUUCGUGUGGUUCUUUCUUUGGUAAAAUCCUCAUUCUUACUUUAAUGUCAAAAUCUUAGAGCAUCAUUCGUUCCUUAGCUUUUUAAGCAUUCCCACCCGCUUCAAACCACUCUGCUACACAACUCAACCAUCCUUGGUUUCCUUCUUCCUAAUGGCCGCAACCGAAGUAAAAGUCGAAGCUAAAGAACCAGAUCAAGAACUCUUAGAACCUCUCAUGUGCAAGAGCUGCGUGUUGAAAGUCUCCAUUCAUUGCCAAGGCUGCACAAAAAAAGUCAAAAAAGUCCUACAAAGCAUAGACGGUGUUUAUUGCACGUCAAUUGAUUUGAGGCAACAAAAGGUCGUGGUAAAGGGAAACGUGGACAGCGACACUUUGAUUAAGAAAUUAUCAGAGACAGGGAAGCGCGCUGAGUUGUGGCCAGACCAACCCGAACUGAAGAAGAAGAAGAAGAAAAAGAAAAAGAAGAAGAAGAAGAAACCAGAAAACAAAGAGAAACAAAGCGACCAAGAUAGCAGUGAAGAAAGCAACCAAAGCGGUGGCGACGACAACAACGAAAAGGAAGCUAUUAAGGUUGUCGUUCAAGACACGCCCAAAAACGCCGAAGGAAGCGCAACCGGCUUAGCCGGUGUUCAAUUCCAAGACCCCAGGAUGGAGGUGAGGCAAACCGUGACGUUACCACCCGGUUACCCCUCAUCCAUGGGCGAGAAAAGGGUUACUAUAGCCCUCCCAGGCAUGGAUGAGAACGGAGGAGCAAUCGACGGUGGGAAAAAGUCCAAAAGCAAGGGGCAAAAAGGGAAUGUGAUGAUCAACGGCAACGAGGGUGUCACUGUUGCGGAACACUCUGGUGGUGGUGAUUGGAACCAGAACCAGAUGCCCGGUAAUGGGCCGGGUCCAGCUUCGGUUACGAUUGUGGGCCCACCUAAUGAGAGUUCCCCACGCCAUCAGUACCCACCGCACUACCAUGCACCGGCAUCUCCGGUCUACCACGCACCGUAUCCCACUGUCACCCGCUACGGUGCAGCGUAUUAUACCUCCCCUCAACCGUAUUCGUAUGCGCACGUGUAUCGAUGCGUUGGCUCCGAGUCUGACUCGGAAACUCACACAACGCCUUCACCACCCUCGUAUUCGUUCGAAUUAUUCAGCGAUGAAAAUCCUAAUGCAUGCUUUGUCAUGUGAGAGGGAUUGUCACGGAAUUUCAACCACCCUAACUAACUUUCUUUUUCUGGUUAGUUGAUUACUAUUAUUAUUAUUUAUUGCAUUAGCUUCAAGCAUGAACACUGGCUUUGUCCGUUUCAAAUAUUCUUACUGAAGAAUUUCUUUUUC
This is a messenger RNA of Cajanus cajan (pigeon pea), 1402 nucleotides long. Its product is annotated as heavy metal-associated isoprenylated plant protein 35. Gene Ontology annotation, molecular function: metal ion binding. The record is from RefSeq and is a predicted model, not a curated record. Lineage: Eukaryota; Viridiplantae; Streptophyta; Magnoliopsida; Fabales; Fabaceae.